Messenger RNA from Linum trigynum, 1920 nucleotides. The record is from the annotation of a GenBank genome assembly. Lineage: Eukaryota; Viridiplantae; Streptophyta; Magnoliopsida; Malpighiales; Linaceae.
UGACUGAAAUAAAGUAUAUCUUACAUAUAUCUAUUAAAAACUUAUUUUCCACAAAAUAAAUCUACCUAACCUCCAUGAUCCACCCACCAUUUUCCUUCCUUUGUUCCUCUUCCUCUCUUCUGCUCCCUCUUUAGGAGUCAGAUCGAAAAGUUUUCUAAAAGCCGUUUGAAGCUCGACUCGGGUUGGACCGAAUCCAAGCGAAGAUUGGAUAAGAGUUUAACAACCUUGAUACGGAAGACAAAUCGGCACAAAAUAAAAAGCAUUGAAAUUGUCGAUCUGCAGCCCUUGCCAUUUUCGAAACCCACCACCACCAGAGACUUCCUCUUGCAAGUUGCAAAAACAUAUAAUAAUGAAAUGAAAAACAUGCAAAUUAAACAAAACCAUAAAGCUAGAACCAAACUAACACACACAAACAAACCAAAGGGCAAUCAUGUAACUUCCGCCCAAUGCAAGUUGCUGUAUAUUUUAUUGUUGAUCCCCACAUGAGAAGUCGCAUUGAACCCCUCUCUCUCUCUCUCUCUCUCUUAUUUUCCUGUCAAUAGAAAAUGCAGACCACCCCAUCUCCUCCGCCCUCUCUUCCCAAUUGCUACAAAGCUGCACUCAGCCACCCACUCUCCCUCCCUACUUUCCAUUCUCUCUCCCACAGCCGCACAAGUCAGAACCACGCCCUUGUAUACAUAUACAAUACGACCAACCGCACCUGAUCAAACCCCCCUCUCUUUCCAACCGAUCGAUCAUCAACAAAUUAAACUAAAGAUGCCUGCCAAUCCUCCCAAAUCCUCCCUCCUCCUCCACCGCAUCAAAGACACAACCUCCGCCGCCGCCCCUUCCUCGGGCGCCGCCGCCUGCCAGAAGCGCUGGUGCGCGCUUCCCCCGACCGCCGCGCCCCUCCCCGACGCCGUCGCACGCUACCACAGCCACCCCGUGGGGCCCAACCAGUGCAGCUCCGCCGUCGUGCAGCAGACCACGGCCCCCGUCUCCACCGUGUGGUCCGUCGUGCGGAGGUUCGACAACCCCCAGGCCUACAAGCACUUCGUCAAGAGCUGCCACGUCCUCGUCGGCGACGGCGACGUGGGGUCCCUCCGCGAGGUCCACGUCAUCUCGGGGCUCCCCGCGGCCCACAGCACCGAGCGCCUCGAGAUCCUGGACGACGAGCGACACGUCCUCAGCUUCAGCGUCGUGGGCGGGGACCACAGGCUGGCGAACUACCGAUCCGUCACCACCCUCCACGUGGCUCCCGCCGGCGGCACCGUGGUGGUGGAGUCCUACGUCGUGGAUGUGCCCCCCGGGAACACGAAGGAGGACACGUGCGUUUUCGUCGACACCAUCGUCCGGUGCAACCUCCAGUCGCUGGCACAGAUCGCCGAGGACCUGGCGCGGCGGAGCAAGUCGGUGAUGUCGUCGCCGCCGGCUGCACCCCAAUCGUGAGUUCUCUUUUUCAUUGUGAAAGAAAUGGUCGUCGGUUGUAGAUGUUAUUAGAGUGGUACUCCACCUACCCCAAUUAGUACGAGUCCUUUUGUGAGUUUCGAUCGGUCAGGCGCAGAUCGAAAUCGCGAUCAAACUGCAUUCCGUAAUUAUUACCAGUUUAGUGUAAUUUCCUGUCCCCUUGUACCAUAAUGAACGACUUCAUUUCAUUUGAUUAUUAUUCUGAUGGGUCGAUCGAGUGGGCUUGAUUAGGUUUCUUGUGUACAACUGUAAUCUGAAUUUUUUUUUUGUUCUGAUACCCAUAUAUAAGCUGAGCCUUAGUAUGGAAGUAUUAGCUAGCUCGAGUCUUUCGUAAUACAAUUUUGAUAUUUGUGUUUGUUGAUUAUCCGCAUUAAUUUUCCUGAACCAAUAUCGGUCAUGGUUAAUUAUCUCUUUGUUGUGUGGUUGUAAUUUUUAAAUGACUGAAAUUAGAGAAAAGAAAUGUGAUUGACUUCA